AUGUUUAACACACGUUUGUCCAAUGAAUGUGGAAAAAAGGAUAGAAAGCCGCUGGGGCUGGAGCGGGACGUGUCCCGGGCGGUGGAGCUGCUUGAGCGGCUCCAGCGCAGCGGGGAGCUGCCUCCGCAGAAGCUGCAGGCCCUCCAGCGCGUCCUGCAGAGCCGCUUCUGCUCUGCCAUCCGGGAGGUAUAUGAGCAGCUCUAUGACACGCUGGACAUUACCGGCAGCGCUGAGAUCCGGGCCCACGCCACAGCAAAGGCCACGGUGGCCGCCUUCACAGCCAGUGAGGGCCAUGCACAUCCCAGGGUGGUGGAGCUGCCCAAGACAGAUGAGGGCCUGGGCUUCAACAUUAUGGGGGGCAAGGAGCAGAACUCGCCCAUCUACAUCUCCCGUGUCAUCCCUGGAGGCGUGGCUGACCGCCACGGAGGCCUCAAGCGUGGGGACCAGCUGCUGUCAGUGAAUGGUGUGAGCGUGGAGGGGGAGCAACAUGAGAAGGCAGUGGAGCUGCUGAAGGCAGCCCAGGGCUCAGUGAAGCUGGUGGUGCGUUACACACCCCGUGUGCUGGAGGAGAUGGAGGCCCGUUUCGAGAAGAUGCGCUCUGCCCGCCGGCGCCAGCAGCACCAGAGCUACUCGUCGUUGGAGUCUCGAGGCUGAAACCGUACAUCUGGACCCUCAUCCCCUCCCCUGUACAGUAUUUAUUGUCACCCGCUCCUUAUUUAAAGAUCUUUGACCCACA
Molecule: messenger RNA, 736 nt
Organism: Ceratotherium simum simum (southern white rhinoceros)
Lineage: Eukaryota; Metazoa; Chordata; Mammalia; Perissodactyla; Rhinocerotidae
Gene: LIN7B
Product: lin-7 cell polarity scaffold B
Molecular function (GO): protein binding
Source: RefSeq, a predicted model, not a curated record